UCAAUUUUAAAUUCAAAAUAAAUUUGCAAUUACAUUUCACAAGCAAUUUCACUUCUAUAAUGUAAUGUAUUUCCAAGUGAAACAGGAUAUAUAACAAAUAAAAUAAAAUAAAAAAAAAAAAAAAAAUAAAAAACGGGUCAGGACUUUAUUUCAUCCAUCAGAAAAGGACUUAAUUGUAAAAAGUGAUUGGAGAGGAGAGUUGAGAGCUUUGUGACUUCAGUCGAAAAGAAAAGUCGUUUCAGAGGCAUGGCACAUUUUGAUUAAACAUUAAGGAGACUAACAUUUUGUUUUCUGUGGAAUAACGUGAUCAGAUGAACCAUACAUAAUUAGACCAUGAACGUGUAUUAAGAAAGACAAAUUGUCAAUUUUUUUAUUUCAUUUUCAUGAUGACUUCAGGCAUUUGUUAUCAAAUUACUUUCAUAAUGUUUUAUUAAAAAUAAUUCAGUGUAUACUUUACUAAGUAUAUAACUCUUUUGAUAGAGUUACAUUGCAGAGGUGCGACUGCGAACAUUAGAACUGUUGCUGUCACAUCCUUUUGACUGCGUCACCGCAGCGCGAGACGGAUGAACUUUCAGGGCGCGUGCACGCGAGGGCGCGCAACGAUCUCCACUAAGGCAACAGUGACGCCCAGUUUGUUGGCUGCUGGAACAUCAGUGCGGCUCGCGUGUGGUGCGCGAGCGCAUGGAGACGUAGAGCUGCGCGUGGGUCUCUACGAGGGGUGUGCGCGUCUGUGACACUACUCUACAACACCGAUUAGACAUCACACAUCAACCUACGGCGGGUCACGGAGGAGCACAUCAUCACUCACACUGUAAACCCGCGCUUUGAAACAGCAUCCACAAUUCAACCCGCGCGAAUACACCCUGAUCCGGACUUCUGCAUGACAAAAGUGGGUUCUGAUAGCCUACCGGACAAUGACACUGACCCAUAGCCGGAGAUAGUUAUGGAUCCUAGAGUGUGGAGGAUGAUGCUCGCCCUGGUCGCUGUGUUUUCUCUCUGGCUGCCGGCGAUCGCGGAGGAGAAUGGUGAUGACAGCUACCUGAAUGCAGUGCAGAGCACAGUUCCUCUGUCCUGCUCUGAGGGCUUCACUGAACUGGGCUAUUACAAUGGCACUGUCUCUCAGACUGACUCAGGUUCUCCCUGCCUAAAGUGGACCGAGUUCCCAGAUUAUGUGCUGCAAUAUCCGGGUAGGGGUCUGGGAGAGCACAAUUUUUGUCGAAAUCCUGACCGCGAAUCCAACCCUUGGUGCUUUUUUAGACAGAACUCAGGGGCCAUUGGUUGGGCUUACUGUGACUGCCACCAGGGAGCGGUCAGGUUAGCGGGGGGUUCGUCCUCUAAGAGUGGCCGUCUGGAGGUAUACCUGAAUGGCCAGUGGGGGUCAGUUUGUGACAUGCACUGGACUGACCGUGAUGCCAGCGUGGUUUGCCGACAGCUUGGACUGGGUGAGAUUGGCACGGCUCUCCAGCACUCAUAUUUUGGCCCCGGCUCUGGGCUCAUUCACUACGCCCGCCUUGGCUGCCGUGGUGAUGAGAAAUCCCUGCUGCAGUGCAGGAGUAGGAAGUUUGUUACUAGUGACUGCAACCAUGGAAAUGAGGCUGGAGUGGUGUGCGCACCACCUGAAGGUAAUGGACCGCCACUGCGGUUGGUUGGGGGGGAGGAGGACUUUGAGGGACGAGUUGAGGUCUUCCAUGAUGGGCGCUGGGGGACCAUCUGCGAUGAUCAGUGGGAUGAUAUGGAUGCUGAGGUUGUUUGCAGGCAGCUCGGACUGGGGGGCAUCCCUAAAGCCUGGUCAUGGGCUCAUUUCGGGCAGGGCAGUGGGCUGAUCCAACUGGACGCAGUGCAGUGCACGGGCAAUGAGCUCUCUCUGGACGAGUGCCGUCACAGUGAGUGGGAACAACACAACUGUGACCAUAUGGAAGAUGCAGGGGUGUCAUGCAACCCCUAUACAGAUGGGGUGGUGAGACUGGUAGACGGUGAUAACCCAUGGGAAGGUCGUCUGGAGGUGUAUCACUCUGGGGAUUGGGGCACAGUGUGUGAUGACAGCUGGACAGAGCAGCAUGCACAGGUGGUCUGCAGACAACUGGGAUUCAGGGGCAAUGCGGAGGUCAUCCCCACUGGAGUGUUUGGAGAAGGAACAGGACUGAUUCUGCUGGAUGAUGUGGAGUGUGGGGGGAGAGAGAGCUCUCUGCUGGAGUGUAAACAUGGCGUGUGGGGUCGACACGACUGCUCACAUAGCGAAGAUGUUGGAAUACGCUGCCACAGGGCAGAAAACAAUGAGGUCCCACUAGCUCCAGAAACUACUGGACCUCUGGUACGAUUGGUAGGUGGUGACAACAGGAAAGAGGGUAGAGUCGAGGUAUUCCUAAAUGGAGAAUGGGGCAGCAUCUGUGAUCACGGCUGGAAUGACAUCAAUGCCGCUGUCGCCUGCCGACAGCUGGGAUUCACCGGGGUGUCCAAAGCACGGCCAGUGGGUUAUUUCGGAGCAGGGAAGGGGCCCAUCCAUCUGACCAAUGUGAGAUGCACUGGGAAAGAGUCGUUUCUUGGGGAGUGCCCUUCUAAAGGACAGGACAGCCACGUGUGUAAGCAUGGACAGGAUGCAGGUGUAGUGUGUGAUUAUCUGCCUGAGCCAGAGGCUGACAUAGCAGUUGUGGGCACACACACCUGCGGUCUGAGAGCUGGUGCUGAGAGACGCAGCAAGAGGAUAGUAGGAGGAUACAAAUCCCUCAGGGGUGACUGGCCCUGGCAGGCAUCCCUCUGGCUUAGAUCUCAGUCUAAAGGGAAUCAGCCUCUGUGCGGAGCCACGCUCAUCAACUCCUGCUGGCUGCUCACUGCAGCUCACUGCUUCAAACGGUUUGGAAGUGAUGCUUCACGGUAUGUGGUGAAACUCGGGGAUUAUCACACGCAGGAGCAGGAUGAUUUUGAGCGUGUGCUGUCUCCAGAGCAUAUAGAGGUGCACAGGAAGUACCAUACAGAGAGUUGGGUGCAUGAUGUGGCACUAAUUCGACUGAAGGGCGCUGAGGGGAAGUGUGUGGCCUUUAACCCGCAUACUAACGCCGCCUGCCUGCCUGCACCUGGCAGCAAGUGGGGCAAGAGACCUGCAUCUUGUGUCAUCACCGGAUGGGGAGUAACUGAAUCUGAGCAUCCUAGCACUCUUCUCCAGGCCUGGGUUCCUCUUCUGCCCUCAUGGCAGUGUAAGAAGCGUUACGGCGAGCGCUUCACUAGCCACGACAUGCUGUGUGCUGGCAGCAUGACCUCUGACCUCCGAAAGCAUGCUGACAGCUGCCAGGGCGACAGUGGAGGUCCGCUAGUGUGUCAGGGCGAGGCAGGGCGCUGGGUGCUCACAGGGGUCAUUUCCUGGGGCCACGGCUGCGGUGAUCCCUUUUACCCAGGUGUAUAUUCACGGGUCAGCCGUUACCUGCCCUGGAUCGAACAGGUGACACAUAGCACCGCCCCUCUCCAGCACUGAACCACAUCUCGCUCUCUAAAACAAACCGCCUGUCACACUUCUGAAAAACAGGACUCUAUGAAAGGAGACACAAGAGCCUGAGAGUGCUUUAUGCUUUGAACACUCUGCUCUCUGCCGUAGUCCUGGAUCUUAACUCCUCUGUAUUCUAUCUGUACAAUUCACUUUUAUGUUGUCUUUAGGAUUUAGAGAUUAGAGCCUCUCCUUAAUCUCUGGGUAUAAAAGCAAGGUACAAUGACAUUACAGGAAAGGGCGAUGUGUGACUCUGUUGUGCAUUUAAAAUUAUUAUAGUCAGUGCUGUCCAGAGGCUGCAGUGCAUGUUAAUGUAUGUAUUGUAUUCAAAAGCCAUUCAAUGCAUCUGCCCAGGCCUUCUGCAUGGUAGAGAAUGCUAGCAUAAGCUCUGCAAAGCAGGUUUAUUUCUUAUUAUGUAGUUGCGUUCAGAAGGAAACUGAAUGGGUUGCUCUGGGGGUUCAACUACUCGAAGGCUUGAACUUGACUUUUUCAGUGUUGUGGAUUUAACAAGUAAAAUCGAAGUCGCCAUGAAUCAUGCAGGCUUUUUUAUACAGCUGACAGUCAAAGUGAUCAUUAAAGCCAUGAGUCUUCUAUAAAUGUGUCAUAGUGUUAAAAUAUUCAGUGCCAUCAUGCAGUUACUGUUUGUUUGUUUUUUUUAAUAAUGGAUAUCAUGCUAAUAAUAUUUAGCUCUUCAAAUUGACAUUCAAUUACAUGGUCCAUAUCAGAACUAAUACAUAAAUAUAAAAAGCUCUUGAAAAUAAAUGACUUUGGAUAUGUUGUUUUGUUUCAUCUCUGCCUUAUUAGAAGUUUUCGGGCUUAGAUGGCAUUUUAGAAUCAUAAUAGCGGAUAGCAUAAUGACAUUUAUGUCUAAUCGUCUUAUUGAAUCAGUUUGUUAUGGUGAUUUAAUACAAUGUGUCAUUAUGUAAAUAUUAAAUGGCAAUUUGUAAUGGUUUCGUCCAUCAAAAAGGUAAAAUCAAGAGGACUUCUUUGAGUUUCUAAUUUCGAAUGUGUCUGAACGAAGACACGGUUGGGACGAUCAAUUAUUACAUUUUUGUUGACUGUCAGUGUUAUAACGAUUUAUUUUGUAGCAUCUCCAUCUGCUCCUGUGCUUUGUUCUGUGAACUGUGUGUUUUCAUCCAGUGGGUGGCAAUAUUGUGUUUUUUACUCUAUUGGAGUUCCAUACUGUUUUGUGCUGUGCUUAGAAACAUUCUUCUGUCUCAUCUCUGUUUCUCAUUUUAAACUCUGUCCACUGUUUCUUCACAAAUUCUAGUGGAAUUAUGGAACAUAAUUUCAAUGAUAAGUUCAUGCAAAUAGUGAUUCAUUUUUGUCAUUCACUUGGAGAGAAAAAUGUAAGUAACAAGGGCUCUUUAAAAGUUAGCUUAUUCAAUAAUUGGUGAUUAACAAUGUGAAAGAAGUGACAUUACAGGUGAUGAUGAUUCAUGGAUGAGAAUGCAGAAAUCCUGCAGUAAGAGUUCCUAUUAUUUUAAAAUGUACAUACUGCAUUAUUUAUUGUAUUUUACUUCUUAUUUGUGAUUAUUCCCAUUUAUGCAAAAUAGUCUUUAUCCUGUAAGGAAUAUUUAUUUGGCUAAUAUUUUUGUAUGGAUAUGAAUGUCCAUUUUUAUGUACAUAAUGACACAAAGUACAAUCUAUGGGUUUUAACAACAAAUAUCUGCAGAAUCACUCCCUAAAACACAAGUGCAAUUUACUGCAAGUUCUUAAAUUACUUUUGAAAGCACGCUCUUAACAUUAAAAAGUUAUAUUCAGCCUGCUUUAUUAUUAAUGCAUAUUGUCGUACAAAUUAUUUUAAUAACCUGUCUGAUAUUGCCUGCUAAAUUAGUCACUAGGCAUAUAUUAUUCAUGUGACCUCAAUGAGCCAUUCCUUCCAUUCCAUAGUAUUAUCUAUCUUGCUAUAAAAUCCAGUAGGCGAUGCAUUCCACAUUGAAUUUUGAAGAAACAGUUUGGUUUAGAUCUCAAAGCACAUCUUCUCUUUUGCUUCAAUAGGACUAGUAGGUACAAUUCUUGAGAUGUAUUAAAUGGAACAUGGACUGUGUAGAGUGCUUCUAAAGACUUAAUUCUCUCUAUGUUUUUGGAUGGUGUCUGUUUAGAUCUUCAAAAGACAUUCAACUAAGUAAACUACUCUGGCCUCCCAGAAGACUGUUUAAAGUGGCCAGUCACUUGGGAGCCUUGGGACUCUUCAUCAAGAGCCAUAAGGGGCCGAGUCUGGAGGGGUUGUUGUCUGUUGCAUGUCAUGCAAACAUCUGUGUGUUUGUUUAUGAUGUUCUCAAUCAUUACCAAGUCUUUGAUUUUUCUGUAAAUAUGCUUUGAAUAUUUUCAUGUGUGACAAGUGCCAAAAUAAAUGACCUCUUCUUGUGGCA
Myxocyprinus asiaticus (Chinese sucker) is the source of this 5850-nucleotide messenger RNA. Its product is annotated as neurotrypsin-like. Lineage: Eukaryota; Metazoa; Chordata; Actinopteri; Cypriniformes; Catostomidae. Gene Ontology annotation, cellular component: membrane. The record is from RefSeq and is a predicted model, not a curated record. The transcript has 15 exons. Gene Ontology annotation, molecular function: serine-type endopeptidase activity. Gene Ontology annotation, biological process: proteolysis. Bases 944 to 3466 code for a protein of 840 amino acids.